AUGCUGAGUCCGAAGAUCCAGCGCUCCAUCCGAGUGAACGAAGGGCAGUUACUCGCGCUAUCUGACCGAGCCCAGUACGAUCACACACAGGCCGGUUAUUUGCACAAAAGAAGCUCUGACAGUUCAAAAUGGCAGUUGCGCUGGUUCAUACUUUAUCAGAACAUCUUAUUCUACUAUGAAUCGGAAAAUAGCGCGAGGCCGACUGGGGUCCUCCUCCUGGAGGGCUCCUUCGUGGAAAGGCUCAACAAAGGUCCGAUGGAAAGAAAUUCUUUUUGCUUCACAAUAACAUACCGUAAAGAAACUCAACGACAAUACGAGCUUCGCGCCGCCUCUGAAGUGGACUGCUCUCACUGGGUCGACGCUAUAAACAUCGCUAGUUUCAACAAAGUACUGCUUCAAAAAGAAGAACUAGAACAGAAACAGCUUCAUCUCCUGCAAGUGGUGGAGAGUGAGAGGACGUCGCGGUGGCAGUACGCCCAGCAGUGCGACGAGCUGGUUUGCGAAGUCAAGAAGCUUAGGAAUGAACUGUGCGCCUACAAAAGAGAGCAUGAGCCAGCGACUCGCACCGCUUCUACCACCAGCCUCUCUCCAAGUGACUCAGAUGAUAUCGACCCCAUAGAAUUACGAAAGAUUAAAAAAGUUCAGAGUUUCUUCCGAGGCUGGCUCUGCAGACGGCGCUGGAAGCAAAUUGUGGAACAGUAUAUAAAGAGCCCUCACGCUGAAAGCAUGAGGAAAAGAAAUAGCCUUGUUUUUAAGAUGGUUGAAGCUGAGGAAGAAUAUCUAGAGCAAAUGGAAAUCUUAGUGACAUGUUAUCUUCGGCCGUUCAAAAUGGCAGCGAGUUCUAAGAAGCCUCCAUGUACCCAUGAGGAUGUGAACUCCAUAUUUUUGAACAGCGAGACCGUGUUAUUUCUUCAUCAGAUAUUCUUUAAGGGCCUGACAUCAAGAAUGGAAUCUUGGCCGACACUUGUUCUAGGAGAUCUAUUCGACAUGUUGCUACCGAUGCUGACGAUCUACCAGGAGUACGUCCGGAACCACCACUACUCGCUGCAAGUCCUCACUGAAUGCAAACAAAGCCAGCCGUUCACACAACUGUUGGCUCGUUUGGAGAGCAAGCCAGCUUGCCAGGGACGCUCGCUAGAAACAUUCUUGACAUAUCCUAUGCAUCAGAUUCCACGUUACAUCAUCACGCUGCACGAGCUGCUUGCGCACACGCCGCACGACCACGUGGAGAGACGCAGCUUGCAGCAUGCGCGCGCGCAACUUGAAGAACUCUCCAGGCAAAUGCACGAUGAGGUGAGUGAAACGGAAAAUUUAAGAAAGAAUCUGGCCGUGGAACGUAUGAUUAUAGAGGGAUGCGAUAUUCUUCUUGACGUUAAUCAAGUUUUCAUUCGACAAGGAACCCUAUCGCAAGUAGUAGGCAAAGGACGCCGCGCGAACCUGCAGGCUCGCCAAACCUUUCUCUUCAGCAACCACUUGCUCUUAACAACCAGAGCCGCGGGAGGGAGGCUGCAUCUCCCCGCUAAUGGGAGGCUGCCGCUACACGAUGCUCUUCUUAUUGAGGACCCAUCCAAUCAUGAUGAAGAUGAUUCCAAGCCAGUGUGCAACUCACCUGGUGUUGAUGUGUAUCAAGGAAAAGAUUUCAAAAUACUAGUGGAAGUCAAAGGCGAACAAAUUUGUGCUCAUUUAGUUGCCGCAACAUUAGAAGAGAAAGCAGGAUGGACGAGCGAACUAGCCCAGUGUAUGGAAAGCGCAGCGCUCACAGAGUUACUCCGAGCGUGCGGGUCUUGCGGAGCGUCGUCCGCGAGCCUCCCCGCGUGCCGCUCCGACAGGGCACUCUUCACUGACGACGUGGAUAUAAGAUUUAGUAGAACAUUGAACUCUUGUAAAGUACCCCAAAUUAGAUCUGCUACUCCUCAACGGUUAUUGCAACGAUUGACUGAUCUGCGUUUCCUCUCAGUGGACUUCCUAAAUACGUUCCUAUUAACAUACCGUGUGUUCACGGACGGCGUGACGGUGCUCGAGGCGUUACAGCAGGUCUUCUACGAGCAGUCACAGCAAGAUCUUGAACUAGCGCCACCUGUAGACGCCGCGCGGAAAACCAGCGCCGCUAGUACUGUGUCUGGAUAUGGAUCAGAAUACAGCGAGAAGGACUGGCAGUCGCGGUUCUGGAAAACAUCUAGAAAGAGUGAGGAUGAUGACAAGCUAUCACCUCAUUUAGGGGCACCAUCACGACGAGCGUCUACAGUUGCUAAGCCGGAAGAGGACACCAGUCAUUUGCAAAUACCGAAAAUAAUGGCAACUUCUUCAAGUAAUGAAACUCUAAAAGGAGCAUCACCUUCUUCACCUGGCGCUCAAAGUGCAGUAACAUUAGUGGGGAGUCCUAAAAAAGUAAGUCCAGUUGAACCUGGGAUGAAAAAAGAAUUGAAGGAAAAAUCAUCUCCAACUAAAGACAACAACACCGCAGCGGCCAUGACUAAGGACGAGAGCAUCGAGAUGGUAGACCAAAGCGACGAAGACGUUAAAUAUAAAGAAGAGGAAAAAGAAAAGGAAAAACCUAAACACAAAAUUGACGAUAAGUUCAAAAUAUCGCAAAGGUUUUCUGAAGUUUGUAACCAGCGAGUACGUACCAUGUCAGAGAGUCCCCGACGCUUGCAUCCGUCGGCCGGGACGGCGCAAUCGCAGGAGGCUCGCCGUCGCUCCGAGGGCACGCGGGGAGAGGCCCCCGCUGAGGGAGUUGAGCCGAGGAGGGCUUCUGACUCCGUUGCCAGGUCCCUCCCCAGACGAUCCGUUAGUGAAAGACGCUGUACGAAUUCAUCAAUAAACAGUGAGAGACGGCGUUAUUGGUGUGGAUCAGAACCACGAACUUCAGUUACUUCUCAAGUAUCACAAAUGCAGAAUUAUCGCCGAGAUCAACCGAAAGCAGGAGUCGUCAUCACAUCUUUCCGACAAUCGCAUAGAAGCUUUGGAAAAGACCUGUUGUGGAGUAGUACAUCAACUGCGGCAGCGGCUUUCGCUGUGGCAACAUCAGCGUCAUCUAAUCCAAGAUCGCCUCCCGCAUCUUCUCCUCCACUGACUAGAAGAGACUCGGUUAUAUCGACGGCAGCGACAAUGAGAGUGCUGAAUGUUUUAAGACAUUGGAUUUCCAAACAUGCAUCAGAUUUCUGGUCAGACGAGCGUCUUCGGGGUAUGACUAUGGACUUUUUGAAGGAGAUUGAAUCAUGUCCAGGAUUGUUACCAGCGGAGCACAAGUCAGCGGUGCAGUUGCUACGAUUAUUGGAAAGAGCACCUGAUCGAAGUGUGGAUUUAGUAGCUUUAUUUGUACCACCAAGAAUACCAACCAAAGAAAGUGUGGAAACUCUUUCGGCACUUGAGAUCGCUGAGCAGAUGACCUACUUGGACUAUCAAAUUUUCAGCGCAAUACAUAGCGAGGAGUUCCUGGGACAGGCGUGGACGAAGGCAGAUAAGGCUGAUCGCGCUCCUCACAUCCUGAUGAUGACUGCUCACUUUAACCACAUCUCUAACCUUGUUAUAUCGGAGAUUUUAAAGAAAUACACUUUGACUGGUCGGGUGGCAACAAUAGAGAAAUGGGCGGCGGUGGCGGACAUAGCGCGAUGUUUGCACAACUUCAACGGAGUGCUGCAAGUGUGCGCCGCGCUCUCCAACACGUCUAUCUACCGCCUAAAGAAGACUUGGGAGAAAGUGUCAAAAACUAGCAAAUCGACUAUAGAAAAAAUGCAAACGUUGACUUCAUCUGAGUGCCGUUUUAGAGUUCUACGGGAUGCUCUACAUCGAUGCGACCCGCCCUGCAUCCCAUACUUGGGGAUGUAUUUAUCUGACUUAUCAUUUAUAGAAGAAGGCACUUCCAAUUAUACACCAGAUGGUCUUCUAAACUUUUCUAAGAUGAGAAUGAUUGCUCAUGUGAUUCGGGAGAUAAGAAAUUUUCAACAAACUCCGUAUAAGAUCGAUCAUAUUCCUAAGGUAUGCGAGUUUCUCCUAGACCGUACACUAGUGAUACCAGAAGAGCGACAAUACACCCUCUCCCUGGAGCUGGAACCGCGCGCGGCGCGGGGCUCCGCGGCGGGGCUGCAGGUGACGCCCGCGUCGCCCGCCUCGCCCGCCGCGCAGCGCCGCCGCCGCGCCUCCCUCGCCGCGCUCGCGCCCCUCGCACCGCUACGUGGAGACCGU
Molecule: messenger RNA, 4185 nt
Organism: Brenthis ino (lesser marbled fritillary)
Lineage: Eukaryota; Metazoa; Arthropoda; Insecta; Lepidoptera; Nymphalidae
Source: the annotation of a GenBank genome assembly